This is a messenger RNA of Anisakis simplex (herring worm), 567 nucleotides long. The record is from the annotation of a GenBank genome assembly. Lineage: Eukaryota; Metazoa; Nematoda; Chromadorea; Rhabditida; Anisakidae.
AUGCCGAUACACGAAAGUACAGGGUAUCAUUACGUCGAAGAUGAUACUGAAGAACAGUUUGUGUUCGAAGAACAGCCACAGUCAUCAAAUUACUUUGUUCGUUCUCAUCAGCUUCCAAAUGAUUAUUCCCGUCAAGAAGUUAUCUAUCAACAACAGCAACAGAAAUACAAGCAACAACAACAGUUUGCUGCAUCACAUCACGAUUAUGUGGUUGGUGCACCAUCGAUGUCAUCAUAUAAUAGAAGACAUCAACGAGUGUACGAGAUUCCAUCAGAUGAUGUAGAUGAGAUCUCGGUUUAUGAAGAUAAUACAACGCCUAGUUCUAGUAAUGUUAAUAUUAAUAAUACAGCUGAAUAUUCGGAUCAGUUAGAAGGAACAGUGCAUGCAGCGGUACAUGUGCAACAGUCGCAGUUAUAUCAUCUUCCAAACCACCUUCAACCACAACAGCAACAUCAACAGCAGUCGCAAUUUCAAGAAACACCUAGAGUGGUUUCUAAUGAAAGCAAUAGGGUAAUUAUCGAUGCUAAUUCGUUUCGUUUCAUUUUAGGUGCUGAAGGAAUGACAUAA